AUGAUUGCUUCCGUGACACCUUUCUCGCACUCUAGCACAGCGUCAUCUGCAGAAUUUGAAAGGCGCAAGAGAUCAAUUCCUUUGUUGGCUGCCAUGUCUCGCAACUUGAAGAACCCUGUCCAGACCCAGAUGGCAGUUUCAGCCUUGAGCAGCUCUCUGAUCGGUGAUUACCCUAGCAAAACUAGAAGCGAGGGGAAGGCUGUUGGAUGGAAACGUGUUUUUGUCCAGACUGACACUGGGUUUGUACUGCCUGUUCAACUGGAUCGUGGUGACAGUGUACACACAGUCAAAAGAAAGCUGCAGGUGGCCCUCAAUGUUCCCACUGAGGAGAGUUCUCUGACACUCGGUGAUCAUGUCCUCAAGAAUGAUCUCAGCAGCAUCCGAAAUGAUUCCCCACUGCUCCUGACCAAGACCUUCAUGCAUCGGAGUUCCUCCAGCCCAUGCCUGUCUCCUACAAGCAAGGAUCUCCAGCAGCAAAAGGAUAAGGGUGGUCCAAUUGAAGUUUUAGUGUGUCCAACCCGCUGCAUUCAGGCAAAGCAGCUUGUUAAGGAUGUUGCUAGGGCCAUAAGAAACGGUGUGGAUCCAAAACUUGUCAAUAGUGGGCUUGGUGGUGCCUACUAUUUCAAGAACAGUAAAGGUGAGAAUGCUGCCAUUGUGAAGCCAAAUGAUGAGGAGCCAUUUGCACCCAACAAUCCAAAAGGUUUUACUGGGAGAGCCCUUGGGCAGCCAGGCCUCAAAAGAUCAGUUCGAGUUGGUGAGACCGGUUUUAGAGAGGUUGCUGCAUACCUUCUGGACUAUGAUAACUUUGCUAAUGUCCCCCCGACAGUUCUUGUUAAGAUUUCACAUCCUGUAUUUAAUGUGAAUGAAGGCGUCGGUUCUACCAACAAGAAGGCUUCUGUGGGUGAUCCGCGAACUGUCAGCAAGAUUGCCUCAUUUCAGCAGUUCGCUCCUCAUGAUUUUGAUGCUAGUGACCUUGGCACUUCAAGCUUCCCUGUAUCUGCUAUUCACAGGAUUGGUAUUCUUGACAUCCGAAUCUUCAACACUGAUAGACAUGCUGGAAAUCUUCUGGUAAGAAAGGUGACAGGAGCAGAUCAAUUUGGAAAUCUGACUGAGCUGAUUCCUAUUGACCAUGGUCUCUGCCUGCCAGAGUGUUUAGAGGAUCCAUAUUUUGAAUGGAUUCACUGGCCGCAGGCGUCAAUCCCAUUCUCUGAGGAUGAGCUUGAGUACAUAGGGAAACUUGAUCCAGUGAAAGAUGCUGAGAUGCUUCGUAUGGAGCUGCCUAUGAUCCGGGAAGCGUGCCUCCGUGUGCUAGUCCUCUCAACCAUAUUUCUGAAAGAAGGCACAUUAUUUGGUCUUUGCCUUGCGGAGAUUGGUGAGAUGAUGAGCAGGGAAUUCAACGGGAUGGAUGAUCAGCCAAGUCAGCUAGAGGUUGUCUGCAUGGAGGCAAGGAGGCUAGCAAGUGAACGAGAAGAAUGUUCCACAGAACAUGAUUCUGCAGAUGAAGAUGUGACCCAAUUUGAACUUGACUGUGAAGAUCAUGAAAUGCCAAAAACACCACCAGCCUGCCAUUUUGAAUUUAAGGGGGGAAGCUCCAGAAACCCGCUGUCUAAAUUGGAAGAGGCCAUUGAAGAAGAGGAAGAUGACAUUCAGGAGGAGGAAGAAAGCAAUGCAGAAAAGUUAGCUUGCCCCAAGCCUGUCAAUAAGUGGCUUCCUAACAUUUCCAAGCUAUCAACCUCACUGAGCAGCGUCAGUCUCAUGGACAAAAGCCAGCGUCAGGUGCCUGCUAUUCCCAAGGGUGCAGAUUCUGUGAAAACCUCUGAAAACAACCAAGUUGGUAACUGGAGGACUGCAAAUGAACAGCUCCCAACAAGCGCAAGCUUUGUGAAGCUGGCCGACAUGGGUGUGGAUACAUGGGGCCUGUUCCUUGAGAAGUUCCAGGAGCUGCUCCCUGGCGCAUUCCGCGCGCACAAGCUUGGCGCCACCGGGCAGAGGGGGAGGCUGAGGAUGGGUACUUCUUGUCAGUUUUGA
Molecule: messenger RNA, 2028 nt
Organism: Triticum turgidum subsp. durum (durum wheat)
Lineage: Eukaryota; Viridiplantae; Streptophyta; Magnoliopsida; Poales; Poaceae
Source: the annotation of a GenBank genome assembly